AGACAAAGAGGAAGAAGCGGACGGGGAAUUGGAUUCCAUUCCGAUUUGUUGUUUCUACUAGGGUUUGCUUGCUCAUCGCCUCUUCCCUCCCUCUCGCCCCCUCCUCCUCCUCCUCCUCCUCCACCACCACCAGGAAGACUAGCUAUGAUCCCCAAUUCCGUCUUCCUCUGAUCUGCUUGGCGGUCGAAUUCCGAUUCGAUUGGAGUAGGGAAGGAGAAGGGAACAAACAGGACAGCACGUGCCUCCAUACUAUGGUUUACGCCCCGUGCCGCUCAUCGAAGCCGCCGUCUUCGUCGCCGAUGCUCCACAAGAACCUCCGCGCGCUCGGACCCGGCUUGAAUCCCUUUGCUCCCUUCGGCAUGGGCAACUACACCCGCUAGUCUUCUCUUCUCCUCCGAUCCCCCCCUCUUCUCCGAUUCCAAUCUCUGAAUUGUGGGUGCUUCCCUUUGUUUCCGCCCACCACCCCGGCCGCUUGCUCCAUCGGAACCCAUCCCCGCUACUUUCCGCCAUUUCGCUUCAUUGCUCCGUUGCUUUGGAUCUGAGGCUGGAGAUCCUCCCCUGUCCUGCUGCCCGAGGAGCCGCCAAGGAUAACAUGGUGCUGGUGCGCAGGUCGCUCACCAUGAGCCGCCCCCGGAGCUGCCACGACGCUGACGACCGUGGCUGGAAUCCGCUCCAUGUUGCUGCUCGCAAGGGAGACCUCAAGGAGGUCCGACGUCUGCUGGAUGAUGGCAUGGACGUCAAUGCACCUGCAUGGGGACCAAAAUGUCCUGGUGCUACCCCACUUCAUCUGGCUGCUCAGGGUGGGCAUGUUAAAAUCAUGGAUGAACUAUUGGAGCGUGGUGCCAAUAUUGAUGCUCGAACCAAAGGGGCCUGUGGCUGGACUCCUCUACACAUUGCUGCCAAGGAAAGGAACAAGAAGGCUGUGAGAUUCCUGAUUGAGAAUGGAGCAUUCCUUCCUCCUGAGAUGAAUGACCAUAGGUUCAAUCCCCCCCUCCAUUACUGCUCUGGGUUAGAAUGGGCAUAUGAGAUGAAGCGCGUGCAAGACGAAAGCGAUUCGCCUGGCGAGACUUCAUUGAGUUCGGAUAACUAGAGUGAAAGCAGCAGGUGCACCGAGAUAUGAUGCGGUUUGAGAAAGAUGGAGAAGUUAUGUCAGGUCGUAUGGUUAUAUUCUUGAGUUGUGUGUGCAUAACCAUUGAGUACAUUUGGUUGAUGCCUGGAUGAUGGUUGUGAUCUAUGGAGCUGAAUAAUUGUCGAAUGGUACCUGUAUUAUUGUACUACGAGUGAGUGUUGGAUGAUACACGUGUUUCAUUAAGAGGGUGGUUCCUUGUGCUCUUCUUUUUUUUUUUUUUUUGCACUUCACCUGUAAUCUGCUACUUCGAAUGAUUGUUGGAUGGUACCAUUGGUCUUCAUCAGAUUUUAACGCCUGAGUGGAAACAUUCUAUAUGUAGUAUUCAUUC
Messenger RNA from Sorghum bicolor (sorghum), 1457 nucleotides. Its product is annotated as phytochrome-interacting ankyrin-repeat protein 2. Lineage: Eukaryota; Viridiplantae; Streptophyta; Magnoliopsida; Poales; Poaceae. Bases 593 to 1090 code for a protein of 165 amino acids. The transcript is spliced from 3 exons. Gene Ontology annotation, molecular function: protein binding. The record is from RefSeq and is a predicted model, not a curated record.